AGCAACGUCAAUUCCCGCUGCGUCGUCGCUCUUAGCAACUUCGGCAAUGCAAUCACGAACGCGUGUUUAUAAAAUAGCGUGGCAGACUGCAGAAACGGUUGUUUGAUGCCGAACGCGAACGCAGAGGUUUGAACAGCUGACCACGGAGCAGCGGCAAGCGAACGGUUUACGGUGUUUUAUUGUGCUUUUCACAGAGCAAUUCGAACAGAAAAUUAUUGAAACAAAGUUAAAGUGAUUGUAUAAAAGAAGACUUAUGCAAGCAAUAUAGUGCGCGGAGUUCUUAAAUUAAACUGCCAUUUCGGGAAUAAGAAAACAGUGUAGUGUUUACGUGUCAAUAAUUCGUGCGCUAAGAUAAAAGCAAAAACUGAAAGCAGUUACAACUAACUAACGAUAUUCGGUGGCAAGCAAUAUUCGCCAACACACAAACAUAAUCUACCAUAGGCUGUUAAUAUUUGCAAGUUACUUGCAAGGGAGACCGUGAAACGGUAAAUCGAAAAUAUCGUAAGGUUAAAACAGUGUAUACAAGAACUGUGCGCACAUACUCACCUACAUACUUGUAUUAUAAGCAGCGCUUUACAUAAGCACAGCUAAUGGACUCAAAAGACUAAAGCAACGAACUCGGUUGGCUGUGUGGCUUGUAGUACGUACAUAAACGCCAGUUUGAAAUCUUUAUCGACAGCUCAACGCACAAACGCCAAAAAGUGGGUGAUGCCUUGAAAGAAGCGCUUUUGGCGGAAAAAGAUAUACAAAAAUAUAUGGAAACAACAACAAUAUUUAGCAGCGAUUUCCUUUUCCUUUACCAAGCAACAAGAACAUACGAACGAAACUGGAUCGUGCAGAUCUGAUCAAAAGCGUGCAGACAGAGGCUUACCACUAACAAAGCAAUAACAAGUGUGGCACAAUAACAACAAAUGCAUUAAGAUUAUUAGAGUGUCACAUUAGUGUUUACUUUCAAAAGCAAAUCAUUAAGCUAAAACAAAAUCAAAAAUAAAAAAAGCUAAUUGUCUAUAACAACAACAAGCCGUAAAUAUGUCAACCGGUCGCUGCGAUUGUCUGGUGAGCGUGCCAACCGGUCCCACAUUAGCAUCCACUUGUGGCGGCAGCGCAUUCAUGCUCUUCAUGGGUCUGCUAGAGGUGUUCAUACGCUCGCAAUGUGAUCUCGAGGAUCCCUGUGGCCGCGCCACGCCAAGGUUUCGUUCGGAGCCCGAUUAUGACUAUGAUUUUAUUGUGAUUGGCGGCGGCUCAGCUGGUGCGGUUGUUGCAUCGCGUCUCUCAGAGGUACCGCAAUGGAAAGUGUUGCUCAUCGAAGCAGGCGGAGAUGAACCGGUCGGUGCGCAAAUACCUUCGAUGUUCUUGAAUUUCCUUGGCAGUAAUAUUGAUUGGCGCUAUACUACCGAGCCGGAAAGUAGUGCUUGUUUAGGCUCAGAAGGACGGCGUUGUAGCUGGCCGCGUGGCAAAGUUUUGGGCGGCACAUCGGUACUGAACGGGAUGAUGUAUAUGCGUGGCAACCCCGAGGACUAUGAUAAUUGGGCUGCAUUGGGCAAUCCCGGUUGGUCAUAUGAGGACGUACUACCAUUCUUUAUGAAAUCAGAGGACAAUUUACAAUUGGAUGAGGUGGAUAAGAGCUUACAUGCGAAGGGUGGACCGCUACCAGUUUCACAUUUCCCCUACAAUCCUCCAUUGGCGUAUGCAAUAUUGAAGGGCGGCGAGGAGAUGGGCUACACGGUGCAGGAUUUAAACGGUCGCAACUCCACCGGUUUUAUGAUUGCCCAGAUGACAGCUCGCAAUGGCAUACGUUGGAGUUCGGCGCGUUCAUUCCUACGUCCGGCCCGUAAUCGCAACAAUCUACACAUUCUGCUGAACACUACUGCCUCGAAGGUACUAUUCAAGCCCGACAGUAAAACAGUUGUUGGCGUAGAAGUGAUCGAUCAGUACGGUAGCUCACGUAAGAUAUUCGCCAAAAAAGAAGUGAUCGUCAGCGGUGGAGCCGUGAACUCACCACAAAUACUACUGCUCAGCGGUAUCGGACCAUCUGAUGAGUUAACGAAGGUAAACGUACGCCCCAUACACAAUCUUCCCGGUGUUGGCAAAAAUUUACAUAAUCACGUCGCCUACUUCACCAACUUCUUUAUCGAUGACACAGACACGGCACCGCUAAAUUGGGCCACUGCUAUGGAAUAUUUACUCUUUCGCGAUGGUCUUAUGUCCGGCACAGGCAUAUCGGAUGUCACCGCCAAAGUGCAUACACGCUACGCCGAUGAACCGAAUGUGCCCGAUUUACAACUGUACUUCAGCGGCUACGCGGCCAGUUGUUCGCGUACGGGUCAAGUGGGCGAACUGCUUUCCAACAACAUGCGUUCCAUACAGGUUUUCCCCGCAGUAUUGCAUCCCAAAUCGCGUGGUUCCAUUACGCUUGCCACCACUGAUCCGCUAGCACCGCCGCGUAUCAUCGCCAAUUAUCUUACCGAUGAUCGCGACGUGAAAACACUCAUUGAAGGUAUAAAAGUCGCAAUUAAACUGUCGCAGACAACACCGCUCAAGCAGUAUGGUAUGCGCGUGGACAAGACACUGGCAACGGGCUGCGAAACGUUAACUUUCGGCACGGAUGCGUAUUGGGAAUGUGCAGUACGACGCGACACUGGACCGGAAAAUCAUCAAGCCGGUUCUUGUAAAAUGGGUCCCGCGAACGAUCGGAUGGCCGUGGUGGAUCAUGAGCUGCGCGUACAUGGCGUGCGGGGGUUGCGUGUCAUGGAUACGUCCAUAAUGCCACAGGUAACAUCUGGAAACACGCAUGCGCCUGCGGUUAUGAUCGCCGAGAAGGGUGCGUACAUGGUGAAGCGUGCAUGGGGUGCCAAAGUUUGACGGCUAGACGCAACAUGGACGCUGCAUAGAGUAAUUUAGUAAAGAAAACAUCAGAAAACCAUUUACUUUAAUAAGAAUUUUGUUGACAAAGAUAGAAAAAAUACAAAGCAAAUUCAAAAAAAAAAAUCAUUAAAAACUAAAAAAGAUAGUAGAAAAAUCUACAAAAUAAAAUUUUAUUAUUAAAGUAAUUAUUUUAAAAUUAAAAAGAUAUUUAUUAGUAUAAAAACCAUUAUUUAAACACAUUUCCUGUCAAACUUCCUAACUUCACAUUAGGUAACUCAAUCCAUUUAUGUAAUUUAAUAUUCGAUCUAAACUAGAAACUAUUUGGUGAAUCACUCACGAACUCUCUGCCGCGCUUCAUCGUUGCCUGACCACAUUUAAUACACUCUCGCACACUUCUAAGUAUAUACACACUAAAGAAUACACUUUAUAACCUUUAUUGUUAGUAUAACUCCUCGCUUCAAUACCAACCAACUGCACCUUAAUUUAAUUCAUCGAAUAAUUAACAGUUAUAUUUUAUUUUGAGAAAAAUAUAAAAAUAAAAUUCUCUGCAAAUUUUAUAUAAAAGGUCUCAAUAUAACAUAUAAUUGCAAAUAUUUAAAAUCAAAUUGUUUAUAUUGUUCUGAGGAGUAAUUAAUAAUAUUAAUCAAAUCCAAAACAUUUUAAACUAGGAUUGCAUUAUGUUUAAAAGAACUAUCUGUAUGUAUUUGUAUCAACUAUAUUUUCGUUGUAUAUUUCCGAUAUGAAAAACUUAUAUUUAUUAUUACAAUAUUUGAUAAUUUAAACAAUAUAUCUGAACAAUUUCUUUCUUGACUUAGUAGAAUGGAAUGCGUGUUCUUACUUGUAUGAAACACCUUGUAUGUGUAGCAGAUUAUAUAAAUAAAUAAAUAAAUAUAUGUUUAUGUUGAA
Bactrocera oleae (olive fruit fly) is the source of this 3771-nucleotide messenger RNA. It is a transcript of the gene Gld, whose product is annotated as Glucose dehydrogenase. NCBI's taxonomy places the organism in Eukaryota, Metazoa, Arthropoda, Insecta, Diptera, Tephritidae. Gene Ontology annotation, molecular function: flavin adenine dinucleotide binding; oxidoreductase activity, acting on CH-OH group of donors. The record is from RefSeq and is a predicted model, not a curated record.